Molecule: messenger RNA, 2404 nt
Organism: Electrophorus electricus (electric eel)
Lineage: Eukaryota; Metazoa; Chordata; Actinopteri; Gymnotiformes; Gymnotidae
Gene: prkag1
Product: protein kinase, AMP-activated, gamma 1 non-catalytic subunit
Biological process (GO): protein phosphorylation; regulation of catalytic activity
Cellular component (GO): nucleotide-activated protein kinase complex; nucleus; cytoplasm
Molecular function (GO): protein kinase binding; protein kinase regulator activity; AMP binding
Source: RefSeq, a predicted model, not a curated record
UACGCGUCCUCCGAUCUAACAAGCCUCAUUUCAACUUCCCCACACGGACAGUUUUCAGAGUGUUUGUGAGGAGGAUUAGGGGAUUGAAACAAGAGCAUCUUUUGAAGAUUGUGUAUGGAACAUGGAGUGUGUUCCUGCAGUUCUUGAUGACUUUGAAGGGAAAAAGGAGUCACACACAGAAGAUCCUGAACGCAAUGUGUACACUUGCUUCAUGAAGUCACACCGCUGCUAUGAUCUGGUGCCGACCAGCUCCAAAUUGGUGGUGUUUGACACCUCUCUGCAGGUGAAAAAGGCAUUUUUUGCUCUGGUCUCCAAUGGGGUGAGAGCAGCCCCUCUCUGGGACAGCAAAAAGCAAUGCUUUGUGGGUAUGUUGACCAUAACAGACUUUAUCAACAUACUUCAUCGCUACUACAAGUCACCACUGGUUCAGAUAUAUGAAUUGGAAGAACAUAAAAUAGAGACGUGGAGAGAGGUCUACCUUCAAGACUCCUUCAAACCUCUUGUUAGCAUAUCCCCUAAUGCCAGUCUCUACGAUGCCGUGUCAUCUCUGCUAAAGCACAAGAUCCACAGAUUGCCGGUGAUUGACCCUCUGACGGGGAACACACUCUACAUCCUCACGCACAAGAGGAUCCUAAAGUUCCUCAAACUCUUUAUUUCAGAGAUGCCCAAACCAGCAUUCCUUUCACAGACUCUGGAGGAUCUUAAUAUUGGAACAUUUCAGAACAUUGCAGUGGUCCAGUCUGACACACCUCUCUAUACUGCACUGGGAAUCUUUGUCGACCAGAGAGUAUCUGCCCUGCCUGUGGUUGAUGAUAAUGGAAGAGUUGUUGACAUCUACUCCAAAUUUGAUGUCAUAAACUUAGCUGCGGAGAAGACGUAUAACAACCUGGAUAUUACUGUGACCAAAGCCCUUCAACAUCGCUCACAGUACUUUGAGGGAGUUCUCACAUGCCAAGCACAUGAGACCCUGGAGGCCAUCAUCAACAGACUGGUGGAGGCUGAAGUUCAUAGGUUAGUGAUGAUAGAUGAUCAUGAGGUGGUGAAGGGCAUUGUUUCUCUCUCAGAUGUUCUGCAGGCUCUUGUGCUCACUAAUGGAGACAAUGGGUCAGCCUGAUGAGAGACGAUCAUCUGCUUCUCCUUUGACUAGGAAGCGAGGUGGGUGUAAGAGGACACAGGAGGUGAUGAGGAGGGGGAAAGGACUUGUGGCCGUUGAAAAAAGGCUUAAUAAAAGACUUAAUAGGAUUUGGAUGGCAAUCGAUUCACCUUCAGCAGCCAAACAAGAAACAAGCAUGAGCAAGGAAUUGUCAUAUCUUGGUGUGUGGAAAGGAAAAGAAAGAUUUCCAAAACGUCUCCUUUUUUGAAAUACUGAAACUCCAGAUUGUUUUAGAUGUUUGGGAUGUGAUGUGUUCUUGUGCCUGUUUGCUAGUUGGUACAAACGAUGAACUCUUGCUCUGUGAGGGGAAAAUGAACGUGAAGGAAAAUCUAGCAAUACUAACCUAGGCAUUAGAGAAAGAAGACAACGUAGUCAUGGCAAUGUGUGUGCACACACACACACACACAACAAACAAAACAGAACUCACAGUGCUGCUGUUUAUGCACAGUUUACAUCUGAAAAUGAUGAAAGGGUAUAUCAGUUCCACAGACAGACAAUCCACUUUUCUUUUCACCCGGAUUGGAUUUUAUUAAAGUAUUAAGAUGUAGGUUUAUCAGUAUAUUGGCAUUUAGUUGAGGGAACCAAUUUCAAAGAGUAUUUAUGGUCCACUUCAGUGGCAAUGUGUGAUUUAAAGAAUGAUGAGGAAGUAUAGGCUGUGCUUUACAGUGUUUCUCACAGCAGUAGUGUGGCUCAACUCGAUGAAAAUAUACAAACCACGGAUUACCAAGAUUCAUGUGUAUCAGACACCUAAGAGUAGAGAGAUGGUAUGGUUUCACGUUCCUUAACCUUAUAUGAAUAACAGGAAACUGGCCCUCCAUUAGUUAUUUCACUCAGAUAUUUGAAGUAUAUAGGACCUGUUAUAUACUCUUUCCUUGAGCUGGCCACCUGUUCUUCAGUAAAAUGGUCUCCUGUGCACAUUUAAUAUCAGGUGCUCUCUGCUUGUCAUAUGGGAACACACACAAUCACCAUGCAGCUAUUUGUUUUUGCUCUGAACUAGAGCACACUAGAGGCUGCACUAAAGGAUUACAGAACCUACUUUUUGUCCCCCUACAAUGUGAAAUUAUGAAUUUUGCUGUUUACUCUUUUUAUUGUUAACAGAAUAUUAAUGUAAUUGUGUGUUUUUGGUUUUUAUUGGAUUGGCAUCCCAUCCCAUUUUUCAACAGUAUGGUUAAGUGGAUAGAAACAUCCCCUUGUUUUGUAAUGUAUAGUGAAACUUCCUAUUUUAGGCAUGACUGAAACAAAGUAUAAAAA